UUCUCAUUAUUGCCAAGCAAUACCUAGCAAUACUGAGCAAUACCGAGCAAAUACCGAGUAAUACAUCGCAAUACACGAACAUAGCAUUCCCGGGUUCCGAUCCGAGUCAAGUUAUAGGGCCGCACGAUAAAGACUAAAUAGCCCCGGACCACAUGUUAUUGGCGGCUACUCUACGUCCGGUAAUAAUUGUUCCUGCAGCCUUGACCUCGUUCAUCACUUCGCGCCCAUGCUGCUUCAAGAGAAAAGGUUUCGUCCUCGUCACUUCAUACCGCCAUUCUCGUACUGAAGGAAGAACCUUACGAUUUUCACGGCCGAAGCCAUGGUGGAUGAUGAGGGAGUUGAGAUGGAAACCGAAGGAGGUUCGCAAGGUGGUGUCCCUUUCCAGCUACAGUUCGACAAACCAAUUCCUUCUCAGGUCAAGAUUGCGGAGUGGAAUCCUGAGAAGGACCUUCUUGCGAUGGUGACAGAAGAUAACAAGAUUAUCCUCCACCGUUUUAAUUGGCAGAGACUCUGGGCUCUUUUUCCAGGGAAAGGUAUUACAUCCCUUUGCUGGCGUCCUGAUGGAAAAGCUAUUGCUCUUGGUCUUGAUGAUGGAACCAUUUCACUGCAUGAUGUUGAGAAUGGGAAACUAUUGAGAGCGGUAAAAACUCAUAGUGUUGCUGUUAUCUGUUUAAACUGGGAGGAAGUUGCUCAAACCAAGUCACAGGAGGAAAACAACCUAUAUUCCUAUGAAGAUCGGACUAUGCGGUUUUUCCCCUCCUCUCCUAGAAUUCCUAGAAUGCGUGGACUUGGUGCAGGAGACAGUGGGCUAGCGGAUGAUUCUGAAGAUUCAUUUCAAGAGCUAUCUAAUUGUUCUUAUCAGCACUUUAACGUUCUUUGUAGUGGAGAUAAGGAUGGCUACAUCUGCUUUAGUGCAUUUGGAAUUUUUCGGAUGGGGAAAAUUAACAUUCGGAAUUUGUCUAUUUCAACUCCUGCAUUAGAUGAUAUGACUGACAAGCUGCGUAAUGCUUCCAUACAAAAGGUGGCUUUAUCAAAAACUCUGUGUCAACUGAUUGUCCUAUGUUCUGGAGAGGUGGUUGGAGAUAUCAUUCGAACACAAGAUGAAUGUGUUUUCAAAGAUGAUGGAUUCGUUGAAGUGGGUGGACCAGGUCCCUAUUUUGGUUCUUCCACUGGUUUACAUUGUAUGCUUCUCAAUACUUCUAUAUUUCUCAGUAGAAAGAAUGAGCUCCAUCAAGUUGCCCAACAAGCUUCAAAUAUUGAUCAUUUAAUUGAGGUUAUUCGAGAGUCCCUGUCGCUGAUGUCCAAGCAAUGGUUUAGUGCAAUGAAUUCAUUUAAUGAGAAGUUUAGCCUUCUCUCUUCUUUGAUUAUCAGCCAUGGUGGUCUAGACUGGAAUCCACAAGAUGAGUUUUUAAGCCUUCUAUUUGGAGCUCGAACAAGUCCUCCCCUUCAUCAAUUCCUAGUGAACUCACUUGGUGAAGCGGGUUUAAAACGUGUGUCUAAAGCUGUAUGUGGAGCUGGGAAGGAGCUUCAUGUCAUCAUUCAUGAACAUCUUCAGCCUGCUGUGGAGACAAUGGGAUUCAGAGUUGGAGAACUCAGAGGCCUCUCAAGAUGGCAUUCGCGGUUCAAGAAUAUCGGACUGGAUGAAAGGCUUAUUGAAACUGCAACAGAAAAGACUGGAAUGUUCCUUGUGCAGGUUGAACGGUUUGCAAGGGUUCUUACAGUAGUGAUCCAACUGUUUCAAAAUUUCUUCAAUUGGGUAUUGAAGUGUAUAAAGAUACUUAUGCCCGAACCAACCGAUCAAAUUCAGCAACCCAAUAGUGAACUUGUUGUACUAUUCUUGAAGUAUAUUUUUGAUCAGGAUCCUGUUGGACAGUUUCUGGAGAAUUCAGAUGGAAACCAUAGCAUUGUAACUAAUCCUGACACAAGGAAACUAAUUGAAGAACUUGUGGCAUUUGGAGGGUUUUCAGACGUUGGAUUCUUGGAACGAACUUUAUCCAUGGAAUUUGAUCAAUUGGAGCAAUGCUUUAAGGAGGCCUUCUUGAUGCCAUUUGCUACGGUGUCUAAGAAGAUAUAUUGUGAAGACUUUCUGCCUCUAUUUCCUUCCCCUGCAUCUACAAUUUCAACACUGAACGUGCCUACGUCAAUUUCUUACUAUAAGGAUGAUUUUGAUGCUGUAUCCAAUUGCGAGACUUCUCUGCCUUGCCUUUUGGACUAUAUAUGUUUUAGAAUACCGGAUGAAUCGUUACAUAUGGCGAAUUGCAUUGGCAUACUGAAGGGUUUAACGUGCAACUCAAGGUCGACUGACAAAGGAUCAACAUCCCUUGCAGCUCUUGUAUUACAUAUUCCUGAAGGAUAUCGGUGUGUUGAUCUGUCUUUAUAUAAGGAAAACCAGCUCAUUUUAUUACUGAGCGAGUCAAUAUCUGUUGAGAAUCUCGGACAAUCAUGGAUGAUGAUGCUUCAAAUGAACAGUCUUCCCUUUGUAUCUAUUUCAAGAUCAUUUCUCGGAAAUCUCUGGAACUUACAUGAAGUAAAUGGUUCUGCAGUGGAGUUGAACUUGAGCAGAGGUAAAGUUCGUUGCAUUCCUCACAUGGUGACUACCCCGCUGGCUGUGAGUGCCUCCAGAGGUGUGGCUUCUGUUUUCUCUGCACGGAAGCAUGCUUUGGUUUAUAUUCUGGACGAGGAUGAAGAUGAAGUUUCUGAUAUGGAAUGAGAUUUCAACAGUUCCAACGGACAGAAAUUCAAAUUAAUGUCGUAAAUCCAUUUGGAAAAUUUAUUUAUUUAUUUAUUUUUAAUUAAGUUAACUGUGUAAAUACCAAGAAACUUAUAGAGUUCUACCCUUUUUUGUUCUCCCUUGUUACUGCUUGGUUUUUAUUUUUAUUUUUUAAUGUUUUUUAUUUAUUUAUCAUUUAACAAUUUAUCUUUAUUUGAAAAUAUAUUUGAGCUGCUGCUGCUAAGAUCAUCUCCAA
Molecule: messenger RNA, 2966 nt
Organism: Dendrobium catenatum
Lineage: Eukaryota; Viridiplantae; Streptophyta; Magnoliopsida; Asparagales; Orchidaceae
Product: anaphase-promoting complex subunit 4
Exons: 19
Coding region: 320-2710 (796 amino acids)
Biological process (GO): protein K11-linked ubiquitination; anaphase-promoting complex-dependent catabolic process; positive regulation of mitotic metaphase/anaphase transition
Cellular component (GO): anaphase-promoting complex; nuclear periphery
Molecular function (GO): protein binding
Source: RefSeq, a predicted model, not a curated record